AUGAACAAACCCUCUUCAAAAAUCGACCACAAAUGUUUCGAGCAAACCGUGAAACAUGAAGUAGACAUGGCUUUGGCUCUGUCUGCUCAAGAAUUCGCGUGGAGCCGUUUCUUACAACACAAGCUAUUAUCGUCCGCUCACGAAGAUCCUAGUUAUUCGUCCAAGAUUCUAGAAAGAUCUAACAGUAAACAAGACGCUGAAGAAGAAGGAGUAGAGAUCAAGAAUAGAUUGAAAGAAUUGCAAAAGCUUUUGCCAGGUGGAGAAGAGAUGAACAUGGACGACAUGUUGAGUGAGAUUGGAAGCUACAUUGUAUGUCUUGAGUUGCAGAUGAUUGUUCUAAAGUCUCUUGUUCAAGAUAACACUUCUUGA
This is a messenger RNA of Thlaspi arvense, 369 nucleotides long. Lineage: Eukaryota; Viridiplantae; Streptophyta; Magnoliopsida; Brassicales; Brassicaceae. The record is from the annotation of a GenBank genome assembly.